Maniola jurtina (meadow brown) is the source of this 1021-nucleotide messenger RNA. RefSeq lists its product as uncharacterized. NCBI's taxonomy places the organism in Eukaryota, Metazoa, Arthropoda, Insecta, Lepidoptera, Nymphalidae. The transcript has 2 exons. The coding region runs from base 1 to 963 and encodes 320 amino acids. The record is from RefSeq and is a predicted model, not a curated record.
AUGGCCGCUAAUAACAAAUGGAGCUUGGAAACAACGAUAAAAUUUAUUCAGUGUUACAAAAUACAUGAAUGUUUGUGGAAUUUUUCAUCACCCGAUUACAAAAACAAGGACAAGCGUAAUGCAGCACUAAUUGCAAUAGUAAAUGAGAUGAACAUCAACGACUUUGGUGUCACAGAGGUGAAGAACAAAAUCAAAAAUCUAAGAUCAACUUACAGCCAAGAAUUGAAAAAAAUUGAAGACUCAAAGAAAUCGGGAGCUGGAAUAAAUAAUCUUUAUGUCUCAAAUAUAAAAUGGCUCAAGGAAAUGGAGGAGGUAUUCAUGAAUGAUCUGAAAAGAAAGACGUACGAGAAUAUUCAAUCGGUGUCUCAAAUUCACGGUCAUCAAAAUGCUGAGCAACAACAAAGUGAUUUACAAUGCGUAGCCUCUUCUGAACAAGCAAAUCGUUCACAAUCUACAGUCACUGAUGCCAAUGCUACAAAUAAUACAUCUACUGGCACUUCUGCUACUCCUUCACGACCAAAAAAGAGGCCUAGAGAAAUUGUAAAAGCCAUUAAUGAUUUAAAGACGAUGCACGAUAAAGUAUUUAAAGAAGAAGAAGAAACACCAUUCGACUUAUUUGGUAAAAGUGUUGCAAUGCAAUUAAAAACAAUGUCAGUGGAAAAUGCGUUAAGGGCACAACAGAAAAUUCAAUGCAUUUUAACCGACAUUGGGAUAACUGAUUAUAGGGAGAGAACAGCUUCAUCAAUCUCUACCUACGAGUCAGUUGCGACUCCAGCAUCUACUUAUUCAAGUUACGAUGAAACGCUGACGGCCGGCACAUAUGAAGUUGGUACUGAAGAUAGUAAUGCUGUUUAUUCUUAUAUUAUCCAAGAACCAGAAGCAUCAACAGAAAUUACUGCCACGGAUGAUCUCAUUCACUCAGCUAUGCAGGCUGCUUCUGUUAGUAGUAAUAGGUCUGAAUAGUUUUAAGUACUUGUGUAGAUACUGAUUUUUAUUAACAAUAAACCGGAAUUAAGGUAAA